Xylaria bambusicola is the source of this 1269-nucleotide messenger RNA. RefSeq lists its product as uncharacterized. Bases 174 to 929 code for a protein of 251 amino acids. The transcript is spliced from 2 exons. Lineage: Eukaryota; Fungi; Ascomycota; Sordariomycetes; Xylariales; Xylariaceae. The record is from RefSeq and is a predicted model, not a curated record.
UAUAUCUUCUAAUUCCAUUAUCUCAUGAAUAGACCAUUGAUGUCUGGUAUCAUCGACCUUACCCUCAUCCAAGGUCGUUGAUGCAUCAUUCUACACCUAAUCAGCAUCCUUCUCAUCACCACUCUCGCACGUUACUGUUCUCUUCCUUAUAGAUUUAUUAAGGCAGCACCGAAAUGCCUUCAGCUUCUUACUUUCGUUUCUUUGACCUACCAGCAGAGCUGCGGACCAAUAUCUUGUCUUAUCUGCUGAUUUCACGAUACGGCAUCGUCCUCUAUAACUGCACCCUGUUCGGCCUCACGGCCACUGAUAGGGUAACAUUCUUGUACAUCUUUCUCGUCAAUGUACAGAUGUAUCAAGAAGCGUCUGCUAUAUUCUAUUCAAGGAAUCGUUUCAUACUCAAUGGCCAAAGCCACCGAUUGCCGGGACACCUCACGAAAGCCGGUGGUUUUUUGAGUCCACAGGGGCGGGAUGCUAGACGAAGAGUUCAGACUCUUUCUUUGUAUUUGACUCGAGUUGGUGGCGAGUUCGAGAAUGUACUAGCACCUGCUAUUUCCGAUAUGAUCUUAUCUGGUAGCUUGCGCAGCUUAAAGAUAUGCCUUGGGCCACCAAGUUCACAACAUGCCAGAAUAUCCGGUCCCAAUAUCAACAUAAUGACGACAGUCCCUUUUCAGGCGCUCCUGGAUUUGUUAGCUGACCCAGAUCUACAGCAUGUCGAACUGUGCGUUUGGAAAGUCCACUGGAGCAUCUUUUGCCGUUUUCAUGAGAACUUAGAAGCGUCAACCAAAGAAAAGACCUCGGAAACGGUGGAUGACCAUGGCCUUGCCACAAUUCGCGGUCAUCCAGACUGGAUCCAACUUGACUGGCAGGCAAUGAUAGAAAAUUUCAGGGCAGGUGAAAGAAUUCUGAAAAUCAAGGACGUGGACUCCUGAAGAUUCAACAGCUAAAACACAUUUCGACCGCAACAUGCGUAGGCACGCUGCAGGUCUCUAGCAAGAGUGAUUUGUUGUGAGAGAUGUGGAUGAAUGGCCACCGAACCAAGAUAUCAAUUUGGAACCAAAGCACGGAUCACAUGUGCGUUGCUAAUCAUGCGUAUCAAUAUCAGACCGGCCACAACGGAUUUCAACGCUGGCUGUAUCAUAGCGCUUUUCGUCAAUGUCAUAAUCCCAUGUCUUCCUUUGGGGACGAAUAAACUCGAGACACGCCGAGACUGUAUUUCGCCGAGAUCGUCGGCCAAGAAAAUGUCGCCAAGGUACACUUCUUCAAUGCUCC